Molecule: messenger RNA, 992 nt
Organism: Sorghum bicolor (sorghum)
Lineage: Eukaryota; Viridiplantae; Streptophyta; Magnoliopsida; Poales; Poaceae
Product: ubiquitin-conjugating enzyme E2 2
Exons: 6
Coding region: 249-707 (152 amino acids)
Source: RefSeq, a predicted model, not a curated record
GGGAAAAAAAAAGAAUCGCCCCUUUGUUCGGACCUUUAAAAUUCGUCCCCUUCCUAUCGUAGAUUCGUAGCUAUCACGCGUUCCAGGACUCUUCCCAGCUCGUCGUCUUCUUUUGUCGUCGUCAUCGUCCUCCCCUCCACACUCUACUGGGCGCGUAGCUACAGCUAGUGUGGACUGGAGAUCGAUCCGUCCGGCCGGUCCAUCUGCUGGACCUCGAUUGAUUUCUUCUUACCUAGGGACAUCCGGGGAUGUCGACCCCUGCGAGGAAGAGGUUGAUGAGGGAUUUCAAGCGGCUGAUGCAGGACCCUCCGGCUGGAAUAAGUGGCGCCCCGCAGGAUAACAACAUAAUGUUGUGGAAUGCUGUCAUAUUUGGACCUGAUGAUACCCCGUGGGAUGGAGGUACGUUCAAGCUGACUCUCCAGUUUAAUGAAGAAUAUCCAAACAAGCCACCAACCGUGCGGUUUGUUUCUAGGAUGUUUCAUCCUAACAUUUAUGCUGAUGGAAGCAUAUGCUUAGAUAUCCUGCAGAAUCAAUGGAGUCCAAUAUAUGAUGUAGCUGCUAUACUCACAUCAAUCCAGUCAUUGUUGUGCGAUCCAAACCCGAAUUCGCCCGCUAACUCUGAAGCUGCCCGCAUGUUCAGCGAGAACAAGCGAGAGUACAACCGCAAAGUGCGGGAAGUCGUGGAGCAGAGCUGGACGGCGGACUGAUGCGUUCCGCUGCGCUGCGCAGCUGCUCACUGCGCCCGCGCCCCGCAUCCGUCCAUUCCAUACCCCCCCCAAAAAAUAUGGCGAGAUGUUUGUGCUUGUAACUAAAGCCGAAUUCAGCUGUUAAUGCUGUUCUCAUGUGCUAAGACGCUUCUCUAUCAUGGCUAGAUCGGUGGAGAUUGUUCUGUCUCAAAUCAACUUUUUAUCUUGUGCUGGAUCUGGAAUACAAACUUAAUUACUCUUGCAUUGUGCCAACAUUUUAUAUGAGCUUUACUCCUCUGGGUAUGA